This is a messenger RNA of Venustampulla echinocandica, 1023 nucleotides long. RefSeq lists its product as uncharacterized. The record is from RefSeq and is a predicted model, not a curated record. The coding region runs from base 1 to 1023 and encodes 340 amino acids. Gene Ontology annotation, cellular component: mitochondrial inner membrane. NCBI's taxonomy places the organism in Eukaryota, Fungi, Ascomycota, Leotiomycetes, Helotiales, Pleuroascaceae. The transcript has 2 exons.
AUGGCAUUCACUAUGCGACGACCGUUUGUCCUUGGCUCCGCUUUGACUGGAGCAUCGAAAGCCGCCUUCAAGUCAGCUCCCGUCCGAUCGUUCCAUAGCAAACCUUCCACCGUGUUCUUCACAUCAAGAACCGCCAAACCCGUCAGCGAACUCACGAAAGCUCGAAAUGCCUUCCGGCAAUCAUCAAGAACGUACAUGCAGCAGCAGGCUGUGCCGCCUGCGGAUUCCGGCAACUUGAUGCGGAGGCUGAUAGUGGGAGGGGCGAUGUUUGGCGGAACAAUGGUUGCUAUCAAUCUAGUAUUCAAUCGCGAAACUCGCGAGGACGGGGGGAUGCCACCGUACGAGAGGGCGUACUUGAAUGACACAUUUCUGCAUACGGGUUUGGGCAUCGGAAUCAUUGGCCUGUCAGCCAGGGCCAUGUUCCAAUCCGGCAUGAUGUACAGAAUGAUGGCGACUAACCCAUGGAUCGUCAUGAUCGGUGGCUUGGGAUUGAGCAUCGGGUCAAUGAUGGCUACAAGAGCUACAAGCCCAGAUAACUACAUCCAGAAGUAUGGUUGCUGGACGGCAUUCAACGUCACCCAAGGCGCACUCCUUGCCCCUCUCCUCUUCAUGGCGCCUCCUGCCCUGAUCGCCCGCGCCGGUCUCUAUACACUCGCCAUGAUGGGAUCAAUCUCCUUCGUUGGAGCUACAGCGAAGCAAGAGAAAUAUCUUUAUCUUGGUGGACCCUUACUUGCAGGUGUUGCCAUCGUGGCCGUUUCAGGGUUUGCACCGCUGGUACUGCCCGCCACCGCCGUACGAACACUAGCAUUUACCGAGAACAUCUGGCUUUGGGGUGGAUUAGCAGUAUUCGGCGGCUUCACCCUUUAUGAUGUGCAGAAGAUUCUCGCACACGCGCGGAUGGCAGAGCGCGGUUUGAUGCGCAAGGAUGCUGUAAAUGAGAGUAUCAGUUUGGAGUUGGACUUCUUGAACAUCUUCAUUCGGAUGGUCCAGAUUUUGAUGAUGCAGCAGAAUCGGAGAAAGUAG